Molecule: messenger RNA, 1687 nt
Organism: Trichoderma asperellum CBS 433.97
Lineage: Eukaryota; Fungi; Ascomycota; Sordariomycetes; Hypocreales; Hypocreaceae
Source: RefSeq, a predicted model, not a curated record
CGACGAAUAAUUAACAGGCAUGUCAGGCAAUGAUGAUUACAAUAGGUAUCUGCAACCUGAAAAUGCAGGGGGAAGAGCCUAUCACAGCCAGUAUGGCGAUAAUAGAAAUGAAUUGCCGCCAGCGAGCUCUCACUCUCACAGUGGUAGACGCAAAGGGCUGGUGAGCGGUCUUGUCAAAAGCGUGGCCGCUGGUAUAGGUCUGGCCUCUGAGAGCUACCACAACCAUCAAGAGAAGAAGAAAGCACAGGCAGCUACCACAGCCGGAGAAAGCUCAAGAGCGAUUGAGAACGAUGGAGUGCAACCGCAGCCUCACGGCUCACAUCAAAGUGAUGAAUACGGCUCUUCAGAUAGCGAUGAACAUGAUCGGCCUGUAAAAGCUGACCCAGAGACAUCUAGAGAUUUGGAAGAGGCAGCGUGGAGCCUUGAUGCCGCUCAAUCACAGCUGGAGCCACCACCCGACUAUGCUACCGUCAUGGAACAAGACAUUGACGCCAAUGCAAUGGCUGAAGGCUUUGUACGAAAUCAUACGAUUCCACCAAUCCAUCAGGCUCAAUCUCAUAAAUUACCAAUGCCUGUGAUCCUUCCACAACGGCGACCAGGAGAGCGAGCCCGUGGAUUCAUAAAUGCUUAUGCACCGCUACUACAGAACGCGGGCAUUGAUCAGGCGACAUUUAUGGAUUUCAUCAAAGAGCUGAACCUGGCAACUGCACCAUCGCCAUGGAUCCACGCCAUCAACCUCGCGGCUGUUGCUGUGCAGAACGUUCCCGAGCCUAUCACAAUUGCCGUCUCCAUUGCCGCACAGAGAGCUACCCAAGUGAGCCUCCAAGCACACAGCCGCUCCAAGACGAACGCUUUUUUGAACAAAGUAAAUGCGGAAUUUUUCCUCCCGCUUGGGUUGAUAGCCAUCAUCAUGACUUGGAAGCCGAGCACGCCUGGCGAGGUUGUCACACAGGUCACGUUUGACGCGGCCAUAGAUCAAGCCGCACAGAAUGCUUCAGGUUCAGGGACAGGAGGAAGCAGUGGAGUCCGCAAUAAAAUGCAAGCUUCUCAUGGAACAACGAAUUUCGAGUGGCCUGAGUCGGCGCCAUUAAUAUUUCCAACCUUGGACAAGCUCUCUAGCACUGCCGAAGGUCGACAGGCGGUGGAAGAUGCUGAAAAGAAGCAACCUAACAGCAUGAAGCGCAGCAUGUUGUUCGCGAUGGACUAUAUGGAUAAAAGAGCUCAGGCUCAAUGGGCCAACGAUCAUCCAGAGAGCCAGCUUUCUCAAUUAGGCGUCAAGCCUGAGUUUCACUCACGCUACGCGGAUCCCAACCAUCCAGCUAGUAGCGGCAGUAUCUUGGCCUUGCUGACAGGCGGUGCCGCCGGCGGCGGUAUAAGCCAACGGAGGCAAGCUAAACAUGCUAGAAGGGAUGCUCGACGUGAUCGGAGAUCAGAUAAGAGAGAGGCAAAAAGAGAGGAAAGAGGACCAACGAUCAUAGGAACAGUUGGACCCAGGGCUCUACUUCGCGGUGUUAAGAAAUUUAUACAUGAGGAUGUCUUAUAUCUAAUGAUCACUAACUUGCCGUCAGCUGAAGAGAUGAGAGCAGCUGAACAAUUCCUGCAGGCACACCCCGUACAAGGCUAAAUUAACGGAGAAUAGUAAAAUAUGCGUAAUUAUUAACAUUGGAAUAUAGUUCCAUAGCCAAAC